Messenger RNA from Solanum stenotomum, 1416 nucleotides. RefSeq lists its product as uncharacterized. Lineage: Eukaryota; Viridiplantae; Streptophyta; Magnoliopsida; Solanales; Solanaceae. The transcript has 2 exons. The record is from RefSeq and is a predicted model, not a curated record. Bases 761 to 1219 code for a protein of 152 amino acids.
AGGCCCUAGUACAAGAUGAUUCCAAUAUAUGCCAUGGGAGGAGAUAAGACAUGUCCAUUUCAACUGUCAAAUUUGAUAUUUCCAACUUGUGUGUGUACUUAAAAACAGAGCUGAGGAUAAAGACAAAAACCUCUCAGACCUCAGUCUUCCUGCUGCUGCUGCUGCACCAUUUCAGCAGAGAGGCCCUCACUCACCUCAUCUCUGACCAAAUUCCAAAGCUCACAUCCUUUAUUUCAAAAUCAACCCAUCUUCAUGUUUUUCUCCCUCUUUUUAAUGGUGUCAAAAUCUUGAAAAGCUUUUGUAGUCCAAAGUUUUCGUUUUUUUUUUGGUUAUGUUGGUAGAAAGUUAGCAAUUUUAGCAGUUCUUGGUUUGAGGGGUUUUGAAAAAAACUCUGUAUUCCCAAGUUCUUGUUUUUCUUUUCUUAUGUAGGUAAAAAGUUUGCAUUUUUAGCAGUUCUUGAUUUGUGGGGUUUUGAAUAAACUUUGUAUUCUCAAGUUUUUGUUUGUUUUUUUUCUUAUGUUGGUAAAAAGUUUGCAUUUUUAACAGUUUUUGGUUUGUGGGGUUUUGAAAAAACUUUGUAUUCCAAAGUCCUUGUUUUUUUUUUCUUAUGCUGGUACAAAGUUUGCAUUUUUAACAGUUUUUAGUUUGUGGGUGGUUUUGGAUAAACUCUGUAUUCUCAAGUUCUUGUUGUUUUUUUCUUAUGUUUGUGAAAACUUUGCAUUUUUAGCAGUUCUUGAUUUGUGGGGUUUUGAAAAAAAAAAUGGCAGACGAAGAGGGUUGGGGUUGGCCACCAUCACCAACUGGUUCACCAAUGUACUUAACAAAAGAUGAUCAUUGGACUCAUUUUGAUAACUCUGUUAAUGCUGUUUCUUUUGGUUUUGUUGCCACUGCUAUUCUCAUAUCUAUGUUCCUUAUCAUGGCUAUCUUUGAGAGGUUCCUCAGACCACCUUCUCCGCCGGAAUUGACUCCCUCCGUUGGUCACCGCCGGCAUGCAGACAUUGAGUCUCAGUUAGGGUUCAACCACAAACUUGGCUAUCCUACACCCAAAGUAUCUACCAAUGCCAGAGAAGUUUCAGUCUUGAUGCCAGGAAAUGACAUUCCAACUUUUAUUGCUCACCCUGCUCCUGUACCUUGUCAACCGGAACGCAAUCCAUGGCCUUCCCAUCAGCAGAAUCCUAUACCCAGUGUCAUAAAUUCCAACUCAAACGUGUCAUCCUAGCUCUUCUUAACUUGAUGAUGCAUAAAUCGGAAAAUGCCAGUUUUAUGGAAUUAUGAACGGUAACCUGAGCAUAUAUUUUGAGUUUCCCAGUUGGGAUUUUGGGUUAUGUACAUAGAAUUUUCUCAGCUGGUUUGCUCUUUUUUGUACCCAAAGCUUCAGUAAAGAAAUAGCUAAAGAGGUUUUAGCUUGUCUAUGUU